Echinops telfairi (small Madagascar hedgehog) is the source of this 2365-nucleotide messenger RNA. RefSeq names its product FKBP prolyl isomerase 10 (gene FKBP10). NCBI's taxonomy places the organism in Eukaryota, Metazoa, Chordata, Mammalia, Afrosoricida, Tenrecidae. The transcript is spliced from 9 exons. The record is from RefSeq and is a predicted model, not a curated record. Gene Ontology annotation, molecular function: peptidyl-prolyl cis-trans isomerase activity. Bases 41 to 1507 code for a protein of 488 amino acids.
UCCCCCGUCCCUACUGUCAGCGGUCCCAGUUCCAGGCACCAUGUUCCCGGAGGGCCCCCGCAGCCACACGCCCCGCCGGCUCCCCCUGCUGCACUUACUGCUGCUGCUGCUGCACAAUGUGGGGAGGGGGCUGGGCCGCGCCAGCCCUGCUGGGGGUCCCCUGGAAGAUGUAGUCAUCGAGAGGUACCACAUCCCCAGGGCCUGUCCCCGGGAGGUGCAGAUGGGGGACUUCGUGCGGUACCACUACAAUGGCACUUUCGAGGAUGGCAAGAAAUUCGAUUCCAGCUAUGACAGAAGCACCCUGGUGGCCAUUGUGGUGGGCGUGGGGCGCCUCAUCACCGGCAUGGACCGAGGCCUCAUGGGCAUGUGUGUCAACGAGCGGAGGCGGCUCGUCGUGCCCCCCCACCUGGGCUAUGGCAGCAUCGGCGUGGCGGGCCUAAUCCCCCCGGACGCCACCCUCUAUUUCGACGUGGUCCUGCUGGAUGUGUGGAACAAGGCAGACACGGUGCAGGUGAGCACCUUGCUACGUCCGCCCCACUGUCCCCGCAUGGUCCAGGACAGCGACUUUGUCCGCUACCACUACAAUGGCACCCUGCUGGAUGGCACCGCCUUCGACUCCAGCUACAGCAGGGGCGGCACCUACGACACCUACGUGGGCUCCGGCUGGCUGAUCAAGGGCAUGGACCAGGGGCUGCUGAGCAUGUGUCCUGGAGAGAGAAGGAAGAUCAUCAUUCCCCCAUUCCUGGCCUAUGGCGAGAAAGGCUACGGAACGGUGAUCCCACCACAGGCCUCGCUGGUCUUCCACGUCCUGCUGGUGGAUCUCCACAACCCCAAGGACACGGUCCAGCUGGAGACGCUGGAGCAGCCCCCUGGCUGUGUCCGGAGAGCCGAGGCCGGGGACUUCAUGCGCUAUCACUACAAUGGCUCACUGAUGGACGGCACCCUCUUUGAUUCCAGCUACUCCCGCAACCACACCUACAAUACUUAUGUGGGGAAGGGCUACAUCAUCUCCGGGAUGGACCAGGGGCUGCAGGGGUCCUGCAUGGGGGAGCGCCGCAGGAUCACCAUACCCCCGCAUCUCGCCUACGGGGAGAACGGCACCGGAGACAAGAUCCCCGGCUCUGCUGUGCUGAUCUUCGACGUCCAUGUCAUCGACUUCCACAACCCUGCAGAUCCAGUGGAAAUCCAGACCCUGUCUCCGGCCCCCGAGGCCUGCAACGAGACCUCCAAACUGGGGGACUUUGUCCGAUACCACUACAACUGCUCUCUGCUGGACGGGACCAAGCUCUUCUCCUCCCACGACUACGGAGUCCCCCAGGAGUUUGCCACCUUCAUCAAGGCUCAAGUGAAAGAGGGCAAGGGGCGCCUCAUGCCCGGCCAGGACCCUGAGAAAACCAUAGGGGACAUGUUCCAGAACCAGGACCGUAACCUGGACGGCAAGGUCACGGCCGAGGAGCUGAAGCUGAAGUCGGACGAGGACCGGGAGCGGGUCCACGAGGAGCUCUGAAGGGCGUGUGGGCACCUGGGCCUCUCAGAAGAAACCCCGCUAGUCACCCCCACCCCAGCCGGCCCAGCUCACGGAGCAGCCGACACUGGUCUCCCUAGAGCCCUGGGUGACACUCCACAGUACAGUCCUCGAGUCCCUCCAACCCCAAACCCCCUGUGGAGUCGUGGAGUUUGAAAGCCAGCUGGGGGACUGGAUGGGGCAUCGCCAGCCCCUCCCUCCCCUCCCACACCGGGCACUGCAGGGACUCAUCUCUAGUCACACCUUGUUGUCAUUCCCUUUGCCCCCCCAUCCAUCUGUUCUGGCAGCUCCCCCGCCCCAGGUGACCACCCUCCCCCAGCACUCGCUGGUUCCUAGGGAAGGGGGUGGCUGCAGGGCAGCCCUACCUCCCCCUGCUCACCCACCUCACUGCCCCCAGCAAGGCUGAGGGCCCAAAGUGCUGGGGUCCAGGCCUGGGUUUGGGGUGGCCUUCCCACAAAGGAAGGUGCCUUUCUCAAAGUGUCCUUGAAGGGGAGGCUCUCGGGACCCUGCCCAAAUGGAUCUUCCUUCCCCUCCACUCACUGCCACCUCGGGUCCCCCCAUAGGACAGAGGGGAACUGCUCUGAGGGUUCCCAGGCUGGAAAUAUCCCCGGGGCAGACUGCCCUGUCUUUUUUCUAGCAGCUGGCGGCUUUGAACCGCCAAACUUCUGGUGCUGUGCUGAACCCUCGCACCACCAGGCGUCUUCGGUGGGUCUUAGGGCUGCCGCACCCUUAGGGUUUGUGCUGGGAUUAGUUUGAAAGAGGGGCUUGUUUGGGGCCGAGGGGUGGGAGUCAGAUCCUUCUCCUUGGUGUCAAAUAAAGAAGAAACGGAGCUCCUCAGAC